Messenger RNA from Lactuca virosa, 2240 nucleotides. The record is from the annotation of a GenBank genome assembly. Lineage: Eukaryota; Viridiplantae; Streptophyta; Magnoliopsida; Asterales; Asteraceae.
AUAUGACGUCACACCUGCUAGGGUUUUAACAAGGGUUUCACUUGCACCUCCAAAUUUCAAUUCACAAUUCCCAGCUCUCGAUUUGUCUGAAAGUUGCUACCCGGAAAACGAUUUGCUACUGUACUUGAUCUCUAAUUCCGCCAUGAAAAGAGCUUCAUUGAGACUUCUGCACUUUCAAUUCCAAAAAUUUUACCCCAAAUCUUCAAUUUCUGUUUUCUCUCAAGAUUUCUCAUGUCAGUUUUCAUCCCUUUCCUCCAUUGAUGAACACAAUAACAACCACCCUUCUAAUCCCGAUUCAAGGUCCUGCUCUAGAACACAUUAUUUGCUCUUUUCAAGCAAACCACGCCAUUCCCUUAAUAACCCAUCUCAUAAUCUCAGCACCCUGGUGGACCCACGUCAACCCUCAUCUCAAUUAUCUUCACGACAAAGGAAACUCAAAGAAAGAUCACAACUUGUUGAUGAUUUCGAGGCUGCGAAAACAUCCGAUGAAAUGAUCAAAGCAUUUCAAGAAAUGGAAGCCAUUCUCGAUGAAAAGGAACUUGGUUUAGCUUGCUUGAAAAUCGGGCUUAAACUCGACGAAGAAGGUCAGUAUCCGGAAAAGGUUAUAGAUUAUGCAAAUAAAGCUCUGAAAAUCUUGGAUGAAAAUGGUCACGAUAGUGAUUUAUCUUUACCCCUUGCUAUGAAUUUACAGUUAUUGGGUUCUGCUUCUUAUACCUUGAGUAGGUUCAGUGAAAGCUUAGGAUAUCUCAAUAGAGCCAAUAGGAUCUUAAAAAAACUAGAGGAAACAAUCGAUAAUGAUGGUUUUGAAAUCAAACAUGUACUGCAUGCUGUUCAUCUUAAUUUAGCAAACACAAAGAAUGCAAUGGGUAGAAGAGAAGACGCCAUUAGUGAUCUAAAAAUAUGUUUAGAGAUUAAAGAGAUGACAUUGGAUAAAGACAGUAGAGAACUCGGGAACGCAUAUAGGGACAUGUCAGAAGCAUAUGUCGCCCUUUUAAACUUCAAAGAAGCAUUACCAUAUUGCAUAAAAGCCACAGAGAUACACAAGGUAGAAUUAGGAACCAAUUCAGUUGAAGUUGCACAUGAUAGACGUUUACUAGGUGUAAUUUACACUGGUUUAGAACAGCACGAAAAGGCAUUAGAGCAAAAUCAAUUAUCACAAAAAGUUUUAAAGAAUUGGGGUCUCACAUCCGAAUUGCUUAGAGCUGAAAUCGAUGCAGCCAAUAUGCAAAUUGCAUUAGGAAAGUUUGAUGGGGCAAUUAAUACUUUAAAGGGUGUGGUUCUUCAAACUGAUAAAGAAAGUGAAGAUCGUGCUAUGAUCUUUGUAUCCAUGGCAAAAGCUUUAUGUAAUCAAGAUAAGUUUUCAGAAGCCAAACGAUGUUUACAGAUGGCAUGUGGGAUUUUGGAAAAAAAGGAAAGAUUGUCACCUCUAGAAGUAUCAGAAGCAUAUAUGGAAAUAUCAAUGCAGUAUGAAACAAUGAACGAAUUUGAAACUGCAAUUUCUUUGUUGAAAAAAGCACAAAUGAUGCUUGAAAAGAUACCACAAGAACAACAUUCGGUUGGUAGUGCUUCUGCUAGAAUCGGGUGGUUACUUUUGUUAACAGGAAAGGUUCAAGAAUCAAUACCUUAUUUGGAAGAUGCAGUUGAAAGAUUGAAGGAGAAUUUUGGUUCUAGACAUUUUGGAGUUGGAUAUGUGUAUAAUAACUUAGGUGCUGCAUAUUUAGAACUAGAUAGACCUCAAUCUGCAGCUCAAGUUUUUGCAUUGGCAAAGGAUAUUAUGGACAUUUCACUUGGUCCUCAUCAUGUGGAUUCAAUCGAGGCGUGUCAAAAUCUUUCAAAAGCAUAUAGUGCAAUGCGAAGUUAUACGCUUGCAAUAAACUUCCAGGAGAAGGCCAUUGAUGCAUGGAGAGGACAUGGGCCAAGUGCUUGUGAUGAACUUAAAGAAGCUGAACGUGUUCUUCAGGAAUUAAAGGUGAAAGCUUGUGGUGAAUUUGAGGAACAAAAGGCUUUGCCAGCACAUCCUGUGAGGAGAAGAAGCUCACGAAGUGGUGUUUUGGUUGAUUAGAGGUAUUGAAUGUAGAUUUGAUUAUUGGAUGAAGUUUUUUGAAGAAGCUAUACUGCUUAUUAUCGACUUUCAUUUAUAUAAGCUUUUAGCAGGAAGCUUUUAUUGUGCUCCAAUGCUUUUUGCUUUAUGGGCAACAGUAAAGGUAAUUUGAUCUAUAAAUUUUGACUGAAAAGCGGAA